AUGCACCAAAUGAGAUCGGAGUUGGAUCCGCUUAUGCGAAACCCACGUCAUUUACGCCAGAACCGGCUUAUUCCACUUGUGAUUGUCGAACCGAAUAGUGAUGCGGAUACGAAUAGCGAAGCAGAGAUUUCGGGAUCGCACAGUCGUUCCGUUCAACCGGAUGCAAUUGAUCGUGUUCUUGGAUUUAAUUAUGGCAGUGGUUCGCUGCCUUGCGUAAGAAGUCAGAACAACCGGACUAAUACUAACGUUCAAUUUCUCUCUUUACAAGAUCUAAACUCAACGCAUUGUGAUGGAAAACUAACUCCGUCACGUCGUUUCUCGUCAAUGACAGAAAUAACGAGUUGCAGUUCACCCGAUACUGCCCCGGACGAACCAUUUGAUCUUCCUUCCCCAGAUUCCAGAACUGAAAAUUCGGAAAGUUCAGACUACGCAUAUCGUCGGUCGUCGGAUGCAGAGAGAUUAAGCGAAGCUCGCACUUGGCCUCUGUGGUCGCCAUCAGCUGAUGUAGGCUUGUCGGAUGAGCAAACUGCAAUGCGAAUCCUGUCUUAUUGUCAUUCGCAUGCAUACAAUCCGAGUGAGUAUUACUGGUCUUAUAUGAACGCACCGAAGUGUAACAAUAACAGUGUUGCUCACGGACAUGGUAUUCCGGACUCCUCGGAUGAAAGCUAUUUAUACAGGUCAACAAUAACUGGUGUGGUCAACCGGAGGGGUUCUUUCUCCGACUCUCAAUCGAGUAAUGCUGGUGCGCGGAGCCUCACCACUCCACAGUCCGGGCUAUCUCCCUCGAUCUCAACAAGCACAGUAGGACCAGAAUACACAUCGUGGAUGCAACCGUGCAUCACAUCCCCCGAUGCAUUCUCCCUUCUCUUACCAUCACAUGGUCAUCUGUGUGAAUCACAAAUCUUAAUUGCACAUAGUAAAUCUACACCACACAUGGAUUAUAGGCCGGAAACGGAUCGGGCACCCCCGGUUCAGUCUGUUCCAUACCACCCAUUACCACUGAUCACGUUGUGUCGACCUGCAUCGAUGAAUGGGUUUGAUUGUGCACCAAUAGAAGACACUGUUGAUGAAUCCGUGGAUCCCCCAAAUCUCAGUGAUCGGAGUCAUUCUGGCGCAGAUCGAAGAAAGUCAGUGCCUAACUUCACCAUGCAUGCCCAACCGGAGCUCAGUUGUACCUCACUGCAUCCUGUCACAUGUCAUUCGGCCGAGACCAUCGCUCCGACCGCAAAACGUGCAACAUGUAGGGUGGGAUGCAGACACAGCUCAUUCAUUCGAGACCAGCCGGCCAAGCGUACCUGGUUCUCCAAGAACCGUACAAAGAAACUAAGUUUGCAGGAUAAUCGAACUUGGCUCAUUCCUUCCGAUCCCAUCGAACCCGAGUCAUCCAACUACUUGACCGUGCCCAAUACGAAUCCAGAUCUAUUGGCUUCCCGUAUGAUGAAUGCACGGACUCGUAAUCCACGUGAUUCCAACAAACCACGUGCCCUCUCUUUCGAUUUCGGAUCCGUUCUAGCGCACAAACGUGCUUCCAUGACCGGUGAUUCUACUUCGACCGGUAGCACAAGAAGUUCCACCGGUCAGUUGGGUGGAAUAACAAAUCACCUACUUCAUCGUCUCUCACUUCGUCGAUUGAGGUGA
Echinostoma caproni is the source of this 1638-nucleotide messenger RNA. Lineage: Eukaryota; Metazoa; Platyhelminthes; Trematoda; Plagiorchiida; Echinostomatidae. The record is from the annotation of a GenBank genome assembly.